Messenger RNA from Cylicostephanus goldi, 543 nucleotides. NCBI's taxonomy places the organism in Eukaryota, Metazoa, Nematoda, Chromadorea, Rhabditida, Strongylidae. The record is from the annotation of a GenBank genome assembly.
CCAGCUCGUGACAUCCAAGCGUGGGAAUACGUCCCACUUGGCCCAUUCCUUGGCAAAUCCUUCGGCACCACAAUCUCACCGUGGGUUGUGUCUAUGGAAGCUCUGCGGCCAUUUAUGGUCCCUAACCCAGAGCAGGAUCCUGCGCCGUUGAGUUAUUUAGCUCACUCUGAUCCCUACACUGUGGACAUCAAUCUGGGAGUCACAAUCAAACCAGAAGGAGGGACUGAGCAUUCAGUUUGCAAAACUAGUUUCAAGCACCUUUACUGGACUCUGAAACAACAACUCGCUCAUCAUACGGUAAACGGAUGCAACGUAAACCCUGGUGAUCUGAUGGGAUCUGGGACUGUGUCAGGACCCGAAGAAGGUGCAUAUGGUUCAAUGCUUGAGCUUUCGUGGAGGGGAGCCAAAACAGUCGCUGUUGGAGAUCAGACUAGGAAGUUUUUGCAGGACGGAGACGAGGUGAAUCUCGUCGGUUAUUGCGAGAAGAACGGUGUUCGCAUUGGAUUCGGUGAAUGUCGUGGCAAAGUGCUCCCAGCACUUUGA